Messenger RNA from Leptinotarsa decemlineata (Colorado potato beetle), 650 nucleotides. RefSeq lists its product as uncharacterized. The record is from RefSeq and is a predicted model, not a curated record. Lineage: Eukaryota; Metazoa; Arthropoda; Insecta; Coleoptera; Chrysomelidae.
CUUUCAUGAAAUUCAGUUUCCAUUUCAAGUGACUUGAAGAUAUCGGUUUCCAAAGUUUCUCGAAAAAAAAUUACUUUUGGACAAAAAAAAAUGCCUCACCUUACACGAAUGAGCAACAAGCACGAAUGUAUCCGUAUGAUGAUGUAUUUAUUAGCCGGGGAAUUAAAUUUGAGAGGUACCGAGAGAGUUGAUGGUAUAGACUUAAUGGAAGCUCACGCGUCGGGAUUGUUGACAUGGGAAGAGGUGCAACCACACAUUAAGUUCAUCAUAAACGUCAUUAAAUAUGAAUUGAACCAGGACCAGGAAUUUCGAAUGGUUGAAUCGAUCAUGCAUUUGUUCAACGACGUACAACUCACCGAUCCGCAAAGUGGACUCCAGAUGAUUAUGGAUGAGGAUAACCUAGAAAUGAGGAUAGAAAUAGUGGAGAAACUUAAAGUAUUUUUCUUGCAAGAAAAGGGCUUAUACGUCGUUUAAGUGUUUUGUUUGAAUUACUGAUUUUAAUUGUAACUGUGAAUGUAUUUGUGAAAGUUUUCAAAUUAUCUUUUUCUCUCUAAAUAUUUGUUGAAUUUUAUCCAAGUUAUCUUGUUCAAAUGCACUCAUUUGGAGGAUUAAAUUUUUUAAAUGAAUAAAGCUAUAUCAAAUUUGUAUUA